GCCCCGCUUCCGGCGCCGGGGACAGAAGGCGGAAGCGCGGCCGCGCGGGCCGAGCAGGGACAUGGCCGCCUCCGCCGGGCCCGCCGCGCCGCGCACCAAGACCAAGCGGAAGCGCUUCGUGCCCCAGCGCGUCAAGGUGCCGCGGGCGGCGGAUCCGCUGCUGGGCGUGUUGGGCUGGGGCGUCCAGCACCAGAUCAAUGAGCUCAGCCAGGUUCCCCUGCCGGUGAUGCUGCUACCCGAUGACUUUAAAGCCAACUCUAAAAUCAAAGUGAACAAUCAUCUCUUCAACAGGGAGAACCUGCCGAGCCACUUCAAGUUCAAGGAGUACUGCCCGCAGGUCUUCCGCAACCUCCGCGAGCGCUUCGGGAUUGACGACCAGGACUACCAGGUCUCCCUGACGCGCAGCCCGCCCCACUACGAAGGUGAGGGGAGCGACCGACGUUUCCUCACCUCCUACGACCGGACGCUGGUGAUCAAGGAGAUCUCCAGCGAAGACGUGGCUGACGUGCACAGCCUCCUUUCGCACUACCACCAGUACGUGGUGAAGUGUCACGGGGUCACCCUGCUGCCCCAGUUCCUGGGGAUGUACCGGCUCAGCGUGGACAGCGAGGAGACCUACAUGCUGGUCAUGAGGAACGUGUUCAGCCACCGGCUCGCCGUGCACAGGAAAUACGACCUCAAGGGCUCCCUGGUGUCCCGAGAAGCCAGCGACAAGGAGAAGGGCAAGGAGCUGCCCACGCUGAAGGACAUGGACUUCCUGCACAUGAGCCAGAAGCUGUACGUGGACGAGGGGCAGAAGGGCGACUUCAUGGAGAAGCUGAAGAGGGAUGUGGAGUUCCUGGUCCAGCUGAAGAUCAUGGAUUACAGCCUGCUGCUGGGCAUCCAUGACGUGCUGCGGGCCGAGCAGGAGGAGGACGAGGAUCUGAAGGAGGAGGAAGAGGAGGGGGAGGACGUCAUGGCGGUGGGCUCCUACGGGACAUCCCCCGAGGGGAUCGGCGGCUACCUGAACUCCUACAAGCCGCUGGGCCCGGGAGAGUUCGACCCCUACGUCGACGUGUAUGCCAUCAAGAGCGCGGAAGGCGGGCCCCAGCCGGAGGUGUAUUUCAUGGGCCUCAUCGACAUCCUCACGCAGUACGACGCCAAGAAGAAGGCCGCGCAUGCCGCCAAGACCGUCAAGCACGGGGCCGGCGCGGAGAUCUCGACCGUCCACCCCGAGCAGUACGCCAAGCGCUUCCUGGACUUUGUCACCAACAUCUUCGCUUAGUCGUUACCCGCCCGGAGAGGCCGCCCCCUCCUCCCCCCCGUCUCGUCUUGUCGGAGCUGAAGAUCAAAGGUGUCCCCUGCCCCCCACCCCUUGGUCUUCGUGCCCCCCGCUGUUGGCUGGCCCGAGAGCUCAGCUGAGCUCCAGAGAAGCCGAGUGGGCCGGGCGGGCUCGGUUGCUAACCAAGUGCCUUAUCUUUAUUUGCCCUCGCUCGAGCGGGGGAUGGAUCCUCUGGCUGGGGGGGGGGCAGGCUGCUGGCUGAGGGGCCCUGUCAGCUCAGCCCAUCUCUAGGGCUGGGCUCUGCAACCGGCCCUGUCCACAGGGCGGAGGGGGGCAGCCCAGGCCUUGCAAUAUGCAAUAAAAGAUUCGACCCGUUGGUGCCUUAGAGGGGGCAGACAGUUCCUCCCUAGCAACAGUGACCCCCCCCCCCGCUUUCCCGAGCCUGGGGCUGGCAGCGGCUCCCCUCUCCUGCCCGCCCCCCGUGUGCACUCCGCACUGGUCCCCCCGCCACGCUCCCCAGAAGGGCGACGGUUCUCUUGGCCUGUCCCACGGUGUAAUUUAUUCCUAGGUGAAAUCUCCUGGCUGGGGUCGCGGGGGAAGUUAACACUAGUUUGCAUUGGGGUCCCAGCCCCCCACUCUGCAGCCUCUCCCCACACACUACGUCCCCGGGGCCAUGGCUGCUGCUGGCUCCCCCGGCGCCUGCCCCCAGCCUCACCCGAACGAGCCGCGUUAGGUGCCGGAGCCUGGGUUCGAGCCAGGGCCACCGGUGCUCGUGUCUCUAGGCCGCUGUGGCCUGAAACUGCUCCUCCCCCCUGCGUGCCGGAGGGGAGCGACUGGGCGCAGAGCUCCCUCCCCCCGGCUGUGAGUACUCUGAGCCCCUACGCUGGGCUCCCGGGGCCGGCGGGCCUGCCAAGGAGGGUGAGCCCCCCCCUCUAAUUCAUUUCAGCGGCACCAGCCACAGCGCCUUCCUCCUGGCAUGGGGGCAGCUGGCGCGUGCAGUUCCACCUUCGUCCAGCAGGAGGCGCUCGCCAGGGGCAAGGCUUGUGCUAGAUUCAGCUUUGCCUGCCCAGGGUCUCAGCGGCCCCAUGGAGGGGGCAUAGCGUCGCUGCUGCUGCCGCCAUUCUUCCCUGGCACCUGCUGGCCACGGGUUGGGCUUUCCCCGGCUGUGGGGCUGCUUCUGCCCUUGGCCUGAGCCCUCCUCAGCCCUGGCUGGGCUCGUGCGCUGAGCUGACAGCUGGCCUGGGCCGGGGCAGGAUAUGGAUGGGAAGUAGCAGAGCCUUACCGGCCUGGUCCCCUCUCCCCGGGCCUGGUCUGCAAUCCGUUAUCCCCACUGCUGCCUGGGGGGGCACGGUAGAACAGGUCAAAGAGGUGCACUGACCUCGCCCACGGGGCGCCCGUCAGCUGCGCUGGCCAGGCUGGCCGAAAUGCCUGCUCCCCUACCUGGAGGGGGCAGGGGGUCUGGAGGGGCAGGGGGUCCCAAGCAGGAGGCUGGGGCCCGAGGCCCCAGAUGUGGUUCCCUGCCCUCCAGCGAUCCCCCUGCGCGCAAUAAUGCUCCGUGUGCCAGCCCGGCUGCAGGUUAGUCUGUUGCACCUUCUAUUUUUGUAAACUCUGGUGUAUUUCCGUUCCCUGUGUCUGGAUAGAAAUAAAUUAUUGACUGACAGCA
Mauremys mutica (yellowpond turtle) is the source of this 2924-nucleotide messenger RNA. RefSeq names its product phosphatidylinositol-5-phosphate 4-kinase type 2 gamma (gene PIP4K2C). Gene Ontology annotation, biological process: phosphatidylinositol metabolic process. The coding region runs from base 62 to 1264 and encodes 400 amino acids. Lineage: Eukaryota; Metazoa; Chordata; Testudines; Geoemydidae. Gene Ontology annotation, molecular function: phosphatidylinositol kinase activity. The transcript is spliced from 10 exons. The record is from RefSeq and is a predicted model, not a curated record.